AUGUUUACCUGUAAUACGUGUACCCUAACGUUCGAUGAGUCGGCCGAGCAAAGGGACCAUAUGAGAGGUGACUGGCAUCGGUAUAACCUCAAGAGAAAGGUGGCCCAGCUCCCGGCGAUCUCGGAAGCCCAAUUCAAUGAAAAAGUGGCCGUGAUGAACAAGGCCACCGAAGAAACCCCCAAGACCAGAGCCCUGAAAAAGGAGGAAAGACAACGGAAACGGGAAGAGCUCCAAGAGAAGAAGCGUCAGAUUUUGGAGAUCGCUCGUAAGGCGAUGGCCGAAGGGAAACUGCCUGCUGAAGUCACCCCUAAGCCCACCGAGCAACUGCCUGCUGAAUCUGAAGCCGCUCAGCCUACUGAACAGGCCAAGCCUGAGGAUGACACCAAGGAGGCUGCUGCCCCUGAAGGUCCUACUGAGGAAGAAAUCAUCAGUCUCAAGCUUAAGAAUAAGGUUGAUAUCCCUCCCACUACAUGUCUCUUCUGUAAGAAGACCCGCAACUUUGAAACUAUUGAUGAGAACUUGGAACAUCUCUGGAAAGCUCACAACCUCUACAUCCCUGAAAGAAAGUACCUCGUUGACGUUGAGGGUCUUUUGAACUAUUUAGGUGAAAAGGUUGGGUUUGGAUUUUGCAUUGCUUGUGGCUACCAGGGUCGUACCUGUGAGGCUGCUAGAGAACAUAUGUUGCUGAAGAGACACAUGAGAAUCCCUUACGAAACGGAAGACGAAAAGCUUGAAAUUUCCCAAUUCUACGACUUCUCGCUGACGUACGCGCCUCGUACUACUAUUGUCAAUGCCGAGGACGUGGUUGCUGACGACGAUGGCGACUGGGAAGACGUCAGUGGCGACGAGGAUGAUGACGAAGGUGACGAUGACGAUGAAGAAGAGGACGAAGAGUUGCUCACUGGUGAUGAUAUUAUCUACCGUCAUGGCAACUCGCUUGUGCUUCCCCUGGGUCAAGUGCUUGGUCACCGGUCUAACCAAAGAUACUACAGACAAAGUUUGGCGCCGGAGCGUAUUUUGACCGAAGGUCAAGGUACGGUUAUCGCCGCGGAAACUCGUCACAUGUUGACUGUCCCCGAAAGACAGGCAUUGCAAGAGUCCAAGCGGGCAUGGGCUAAGCAAAAGAAGCGUGAGGACGUCAAUGACCGUCGUGCCGCCAAAUUUGUUAACAACCAACCAUACUACCGUGAUCAACUUUUGCAAUAA
This is a messenger RNA of Diutina rugosa, 1206 nucleotides long. RefSeq names its product Rei1p (gene REI1). The coding region runs from base 1 to 1206 and encodes 401 amino acids. Gene Ontology annotation, cellular component: preribosome, large subunit precursor. Lineage: Eukaryota; Fungi; Ascomycota; Pichiomycetes; Serinales; Debaryomycetaceae. The record is from RefSeq and is a predicted model, not a curated record. The transcript has a single exon. Gene Ontology annotation, biological process: ribosomal large subunit biogenesis.